UUUUCAUCCUGAUUUGCUUUUUUUCAAAACUAAUAAAAGUCCCAUCUGCCCCUCAACUCUAUAUAAACCUCCAUCGCUUCAGCAGGAUCAUAUUUUCUAUGCUCUGGUUUUUUGACUCAGAAAUUUUGGGAUAUAUUCUUUUCUCCAUACCAGUUUGGAGGACUUUAGUGCAUUUUGAGGCCUGCAUUGCAGAUUAUCUUUAAUUCACUACUUUGGUGUAAAAUCAGGGAGAUCUGGUUUUUAUUUUGCAGUUGGGUUUGGAAUCUGUAAUGGCAGUUGCAGUUGGAAAGGUGGUGUGUGCCAAUGGGAAUUCCAAUCCCAUGUUUGGAAUAAAAGAUGGGGAAGACAGAAAAUUGUGGGGCAGAAGAAAUGUUAGAGCAAAGGCGUCUGUUAGUUGUGGGAUGCUGAAAGAAGAGUUUAAGCUGCUUAAAUUGAAAUCCAAUUCCACCCAAAAGGAAUUCAAGAAAGCUUAUCAACGGCUUGCCUUGCAGUAUCAUCCUCAUGUCUGUAAAGGAGAGAAUUACGGUGUGACGUUUCACAAGAUCAAUGAAGCCUAUCAGAUUGUGAUGUCUGCUUUGAUGGAGGUAAAUGAGGAAGAGGAGUAUUAUGGUGAUGAGGAUUACAUGGGAUUCGGUAAAUGGGAAGAAUGGAUGGGAUUUGAAGGUGGUAGGCCAAGCAGAGAUUAUUCCAAUUAUAUUAACUAUUAUGGUGGUGAAUGGGAAGAAUGGAUGGGAUUUGAAGGUGGUUGCCCAAGCACAAAUUAUUCCAAUCAUUACAUAAACUAUUAUAUCUGAUUGUAAUUGCCUUUAUUUUUUGAGCAAUUGCUUUCCUUUUUUGUAAGAGA
Messenger RNA from Cryptomeria japonica (Japanese cedar), 844 nucleotides. RefSeq names its product chaperone protein dnaJ 8, chloroplastic-like. The transcript is spliced from 3 exons. Bases 270 to 794 code for a protein of 174 amino acids. NCBI's taxonomy places the organism in Eukaryota, Viridiplantae, Streptophyta, Pinopsida, Cupressales, Cupressaceae. The record is from RefSeq and is a predicted model, not a curated record.